This is a messenger RNA of Juglans regia (Persian walnut), 1034 nucleotides long. RefSeq names its product protein PAM68, chloroplastic-like. The transcript has 2 exons. NCBI's taxonomy places the organism in Eukaryota, Viridiplantae, Streptophyta, Magnoliopsida, Fagales, Juglandaceae. Bases 265 to 894 code for a protein of 209 amino acids. The record is from RefSeq and is a predicted model, not a curated record.
CCGUUAAGUUCCACUCGACGCCACUUGAGGCUUGAGGAACUGACAAUAUCUCAUCUAAUUUAUCAAACCUUAUCCUUUUCCAAAGCUCACCUCUCUCUUUCUCUCAUGGCAACUCAGAAAUAACCCUGAAAUAUCUCGUCGAGCUUAGUUAUCGUAACCCUGUUCUCUCUUUCUCAAACCAAAAGUUUCUUCUUCUUCUUCGUCUAACUUUUAAUUGAAGAUCGAGUCGAUAUUACAGGAAAGCUAGAGAUAAGAGAGAAGCUAAUGGCUGUAAUUUCGGAGGCAACUUCAUCGACAUUCAAGCUUUCUUUUAUAACUCCCAAGUUCAAUCCAAAAUCUUACCACAAGAUUGAACGAAAGAUUUGCAUCCUCCCAAUUCCCAAUUUCCUCCCAAAACUACACCAAAACCGAGCUCAAUUGUCCCGGCCAACUUUAUCACUCUUUGCAACCUUGAGAGGUCCUCGAGGCUUUGGACCGUCUCCAAGGAAAACCAAGAAGACCAAGAAGCCAAAGAGAGAUAAUGACAGUGAUGAAGAAGAGGAAGAGGAGGAAGAAGAAGAUGAAGGGCCAGAUCAAGGAGUAAUACCAGAGGUAGUGACCAACAGGAUGAUGAGCAGGAUGGGUUUCUCAGUAGGGAUACCACUGUUCAUGGGGCUUUUAUUCUUCCCAUUCUUUUACUAUCUGAAAGUUGGACUGAAGAUUGAUGUGCCCACAUGGGUGCCUUUCAUUGUGUCAUUCUUCUUCUUUGGGUCUGCUCUCUUAGGGGUGAGUUAUGGGAUUGUAUCCUCUAGCUGGGAUCCAAUGAGGGAAGGUUCUCUCUUAGGUUGGAAUGAAGCUCAGAAGAACUGGCCUGUUUUUUGGCAGUCAAUCUGGGGUAGAUCUGGAAGAGAGUAGUAGAGGAUUUAUCUUUCUAUCACACCUCUUCUGCCUUCUGAUAUUUUUACCAUUUUCAAACCAUUAAAGUAACUUUGAUGGACUUUAAAUAUGUACAUUCAUGAUUCCAAAUUUCUAGGAUAGGUUUUCAGUUUUCUUUA